Molecule: messenger RNA, 4206 nt
Organism: Physella acuta
Lineage: Eukaryota; Metazoa; Mollusca; Gastropoda; Physidae
Product: eukaryotic translation initiation factor 4 gamma 1-like
Cellular component (GO): eukaryotic translation initiation factor 4F complex
Molecular function (GO): translation initiation factor activity; protein binding; mRNA binding
Source: RefSeq, a predicted model, not a curated record
AUGGGUGCUCUAAGUGCUCUUGUUGUUUAUGGCACAAAAACAUGGACGUCCACACGUUGGCCUCUGAAACCCUGUGAUGGUAUUGAAGCUGGUCAAUUUUCAGAAGAUUAUUUUACACACUACGCACAAGGCUUCACACGUGGACACACCAAGCAUAUAUUAACAAGAGCCUCUCUAACUGAUGAUGCAAAUUUGCUACACACUAGUAAAAAUCCUUGGAAAGCUUCACAUCAAGAUCUUGAAAAGAAAAAAAGUUUAGAGGCUGCUGUGCUAUUUAUAAUGAACCGAUUGACCCCAAGCAACUUUAAAAAACUGGCUGAAGAAAUGAAAUCUUUGGACAUUCAGACAUUUGAAGAUUUGAAGCUAGUGGUGGAUGUUAUCUUUGACAAGGUGACUAUCGAAACAAAAUUUGUGCAGGCAUAUGCUUCUCUCUGUCAGUUCAUGCUUGGGUUUCAGGUUGUGCCACCCCCAAACAUGGCACAAAACAGGGCAACAUUCAGGGCUAUACUGGUCACAAAGUGCCAACAGGAGUUUGAGGCAGAUAAAAACUACAUUUUUGAAGAUCCAGAGAAAAUAAAAAACAGAAUAAUGGAAGAAAUGCUAGAUGAUACACCUGCAAGAGCAGAGAAAAUUGAAACAACUUUAUACCAAAUGAAACUUAGGCGAUUAAAAUAUUUUGGUAACAUUGGUUUUAUUGGUGAGCUGUUCAAGCUAGGGAUUCUACCAGAGGUCAUCAUUCACUCCUGCAUCUCACGUCUGCUGUCAUCAAGGGAUAGCGAGUCCAUGUUCUCUCUGUGCAAGCUUAUCUCUACUGUAGGGAAACACAUUGACAAGCCAAAAGUUAAGGCUCAUAUAGACAAAUAUUUUACCACAAUAAAGCAAAUUGCAGAGGAAAGCACAUCCAGGCUCAAGUUUGCUUUGAAAGAUUUAAUUGAUCUUAGAAAGAACAAAUGGAAACCAAGAGCAGAGCAGGCAGGUCCUAAAACCCUAGCAGAGCUACAUAAAGAAUUUAAAGAAGAGCAGGCUAAUAAAGAGGUUCUUCAGUCAGUCCCCCUCAAUCAACAAAGUGAUAAAAGGUUUUUCACACCCUCCAGAGCUCAGGCAUCUACUCCUAGCAAACCAUCAGAAAGAUCUAGAGAAAUUAGAAACCCUGUUCAUACUUCAAAUGAAGGAUGUUCAAAUAAGAAUAAAAAACAGGGCAAUGCUUCUCCAAUGUUGGAAGAUAAAGAAAACUGCCAAACUUGGUCACAAGUGAAAUCUAAAGGAAAGAAAAAACAAACUAGACAGUGCAGUGGUAGUGUACAGACUCAGGACAACACUGGCAAAAAGAAGGUCACUAAAGAGCAGAAGAAACAAACAGGAUUUUUAUCUAAUGCAUUUUACUUGGAAAGUGAAUCGGAAGAUGAAAAGAAGAUGGAUGAACCAGAAACUGAAAAAAUUGACCUGACCAGGUUCAAAAUUUCUAAGGCGAGGGAUCAAAACAUUCGGCUGGCCCCAGGAGGUUUCAAUUUCAGACUACCAAAUCUUCAGGCUACAGAUGAGAAACCACAAGAAAAACAAACAGCUUCAAACAGAUAUGAUUUGCUUGAUGACAUUGAUGAUGAUAGUGUAGUGGAAACAAAAUUUUCCAAAGAUGUGAAGACAGAUUCUGACGACAAAUGUUCCAGUGUUGGCACAGCUAAAGAACAACCCCAGCCAUCAUCAUCAGCAAAAAUAACACCUUCAUUAACGGAAGAACAAGCAGAGUUGCGGGCUAGGAAUAUCAUUGAUGAGUUUUUAAACUGCAGGGAUCACAUUGAGGCUCAACAGUGCAUCAGGGAGCUCCUGUGUCAGACAAAUGGUAAACGUGUAGUCACUACAAUCUUAAACCAUGUCAUGGAGAAAUCUAAUGAUGCAAGACUACAGACUGGACAACUUUUCCUUCAGAUAAUGGAAAUUAAAAUUAUCUCCCUGGAUGAAUUCACUCAAGGUUUCUCAGAGAUACUAAGCUUUGCUGCAGACAUAGUGAUAGACAUUCCGAUGCUGUGGAGGUACCUAGCCCAGAUUGUCUGCCCACUUCUAGAAACUUCUCUGCCUCUGAAGGAAUGUGUUGAGCUGUUGUCUAAAAACUUGGAGCCUGACCACUGCGCUUUAUUACUGGCCCAGAUUUUUAUAAUUGUAAAAGAAAAUAAAAUGAAGAAUUUAACUUCAUUGCUUGAUGCUUGGUCAUGCUGUGGAUUUAGCUGGGAACAAUUUAUGGAUGCUGACAGAGUGAAUUCAUUUUUAGAGGACAGAAAAUUAUUAGAGAUCUUCUCUAAUAGGAAACAAAGUCAGGCAAGCAAUCAACAAGAUGUACUGGACAAUUCUAAAGUUGAGACAACUGGACAUGAGAUUAAUACACCUUUAUGUGAACAAUAUCCUUCAGCAUCUGAACAGUUCUCACACUCUGUUGAACAUAAAGGUGAACAUCUAGAUAUCUCUCUAAAAGCAGAACAUGUUGAUCUGGGUUAUGUUACAGUAACUGAAACAAAUGCUGAACAAACUGACACUGGUAAUGUUCAUGUGCUGAAAGAUGAAGGAAAUACAACUGCCAAUCUACUGACAGAUGACAUUAUAUCACAAAAUACCAUUUGUGACAGUGAGGAUCAUUUAGCCCUUAACACCAUUUGUGACAAUGUUGAUCAGUCACCAGAUAAUGCCAUUUGUGACAAUGUGAUUCAAUCACAUCUUAAUACACUCAUAAACACAGAUGAACCUGACCACUCAGAUGAACCUGACCACUCAGAUGAACCUGACCACUCAGAUGAACCUGACCACUCAGAUGAACCUGACCACUCAGAUGAACCUGACCACACAGAUGAACCUGAACACACAGAUGAACCUGACCACUCAGAUGAACCUGACCACUCAGAUGAAGAAGGGGAAGCAAUUUGGCGACAAGAAAUGGCAGAAGAUGAAGCAUUUUUUGCUAGUAAGGUGAUAAAAAUAAACAGUGUGGAAAAAAGAAAAUAUUACAUAUGCUUCUGUCCAUCCAACUUUUCCAAUGAAACUGUAAUGUGGGAUUCAAGCACAGAAAAGCUGGUCAACUCUGAAGCAUUUCUUCCACCAGACAAAGAAUGUGUUGAGAAUAAAACAGAUUUCUACACUAUGCAAGAGAACUCUCCUGGGGCAUCUGGAGAAGCAUGUGUACCUCUCUCUAUAGAUGCUCCAUGCUUUGUCCCAACAUACUACAGAGAACAAUCUGAGUCCCCAACUGAUUCUGGACUGUGUUAUUCAGACAUAUACAAAGAGUACCCAGAAUCUUCUACCACAUCAUCAUCCAAUUCACAGGCAGACUCAGGAUUUCAAGACCUGAAUGAAAUGUCACCACCAAUGUCUGCAGUUCACACAAUGCAAGAAAAUCUUGAAUCCAAAACACAACUAAAUGAUUUCAAAACAUCUGAGCUUUCAAAAUGGCAUUCUGACCAUCAAGGAUUACACUGUGAGUACAGCACCAAUGCUGAAGAUUUUGUGAGUAAUAUUUCAGACAGCUAUUUCUGCCAUGGGAACAUUCCUUUAUCAUUUCAUCAUUCAAGUCAAAUUUCCCUGAAAUCUGACUAUUCAAACACUGACCCUUAUUUGUCAGUUAGGGAUGGAUUGGAUAUAGAGUUUGAUCAGGUAAAUCCAGUCCAGUUUUCAACAUCAAGCUGUGAGGAUCAGCCUAGGGAAGGUCCUACAGGAUACACGAAACUAAACCCAUAUCAUACAGAACAUUGUACACCACUAGACAGACUGAAAUUCAGCCUGUCUCCCCUUAAUGAGCCUAGUGCAAAAAUACAGGACGUUGAAGCUUGCACACAUUCUUGUGCACCAACACACCAUCUUGAAUCAAGUGCACCAACACACCAUCUUGAAUCAAGUGCACCAGCACACCAUCUUGAAUCAAGUGCACCAACACACCAUCUUGAAUCUUGUGCGCCAACACACCAUCUGAGUGCACAAACACAUGUUGAAUCAUGUGCUCUACCACACCAGAUUAAAGAUUUCCUUGAGACCCUGUUUCCAGAGAACUUUAUGUCCAAAUGUAAACAAGUGAUUGAUGACUUUGAAAAACUUUUGCAAGAAAAUCGAGCAAGCCAAGAUAUUUUACACUAUAUUCAGGAGUACCCACAGACCAGAGAAGUUCAAAUCUUCCUUCUCUCUCUACUGACCUCCUCUCUUGGUACAAUGGCGCUAAGAUGUAAGUAA